Molecule: messenger RNA, 734 nt
Organism: Cyclopterus lumpus (lumpfish)
Lineage: Eukaryota; Metazoa; Chordata; Actinopteri; Perciformes; Cyclopteridae
Gene: czib
Product: CXXC motif containing zinc binding protein
Exons: 8
Coding region: 28-510 (160 amino acids)
Molecular function (GO): zinc ion binding
Source: RefSeq, a predicted model, not a curated record
GAAAGCUGUCAGCGGGGAGGCUCCAAGAUGGUGAAAUUUGGGCUCCAGUUCAAAGCCACCCUGGAAAAUGUUACUAAUGUGAGACCACUGGGCGAUGAUUUCCGCUGGUUUCUGAAGCUGAAGUGUGGAAACUGUGGAGAGAUCCCAGAUAAAUGGCAGUAUGUAAACCAAGAGGAGAGUGUGCCACUAAAAGGGGGAAGAAGCAGUGCCAGCAUGGUGCAGAAGUGUAAACUCUGUGCCAGGGAAAAUUCAAUUGAUAUCCUAGGAGACACAAUCAAACCUUAUAAUGCGGAGGAUAGCGAAAGCUUCAAGACAAUGGUGCAGUUUGAGUGUCGAGGCCUAGAGCCCAUUGACUUCCAACCUCAAGCUGGCUUCGCUGGACAAGGAGCAGAGUCUGGAACACAGUUUCCUGAAAUUAACCUGCUAGAAAAAGACUGGACAGACUACGACGAGGAAGUCAAGGAGUCGGUGGGAAUAUAUGAGGUCACACACCAGUUCAUCAAGUGCUGAUGUCAUCAAGUGAUGAGCCUGAGGUGGACGAAUAAACACUACAUCCAAACACCCUCAGGUCUCUUAGUUGCCUUCAAGGAUGCAUCAGAUGCCGAUGUGGUGAGGUUUGGAUGAUGAACAUUAACAGGCAGGGAUUAAAACCACAGGUUGCCCAUAAACUUCUUGGAUUAAUCACCAUAUUCGAGGCCUUUUUUCACUGUCUCAAUAAAAACAAAAGCUGACAA